This is a messenger RNA of Ceratosolen solmsi marchali, 1200 nucleotides long. Its product is annotated as CUE domain-containing protein 1. The record is from RefSeq and is a predicted model, not a curated record. Bases 335 to 1045 code for a protein of 236 amino acids. The transcript is spliced from 4 exons. NCBI's taxonomy places the organism in Eukaryota, Metazoa, Arthropoda, Insecta, Hymenoptera, Agaonidae. Gene Ontology annotation, molecular function: ubiquitin binding.
UAUUGGAAUUAGAUAUUGUAUCACAAAUUCUAAGUUCUUAACCAAAAUUUUCGUGUACACUGUCUCACGUCCAUUAAUUCUUAUUAUUUUAGUACACUUAUGCAAAUCCGAGAGAUUGUACGAUUAAAUGAACUAAAAAAGAGAAUAAGGACACGCAUAGUUUGUACUUCGUACAAUGAAAAUAAACUGUGACAACUAUUUAUACAAGCGUAUUUAGAUGCAAUACUGAUAAAAUAUACUAUAAUUCAGUGUUUGAGAAUACCAACUAAAUAUAGACUCGUUAAGUAAAUAUAUGAUGAAUAUAUGAAAACGAAUAAGGAUCUAAAUCAGAAUUAUGGCAUCUGCAGCUGAACAGCAGCAACAGCAACAGCAACAGCAGCAGACUACACUAGAAUUUUAUAAAGCCAUGGCUGACUUCAAGAAUAUGUUUCCUCAGAUGGACGACGAUGUCAUCGAGGCUGUUUUACGAUCAAAUCAGGGAGCUGUUGACACAACUAUUGAUCAGCUUUUGUCAAUGAGUAUUGAUAAUGAAAAUGAAAAAAUUCGGAGUGAGAUAGAAGAAAAUGAAGCUCCAAAAUUUGGAAAAAUUACAAAAAAAUUAAAAACUAAUAUAAGUAGUAGCAUUAAAAAAUGGCAGCCUCUUCUACUCGGACCUUUACCUGAUUCAUUUUUACGAAUUUCUAAUCAAGGUGAUACAGAUAAUUUAGAUUACAAUUUAAUUCAUGAUACUUGUUUAUUAGAGGAUGAAAGGAUUGCUAUGUUUUUACAAAAUGAAGAGUUUAUGGCUGAACUUCGGUGGAAUGAAGAUUUUUUAUCAACUCUAGAAAAUGAUACAAAAUUACAAAGUAAAUAUGAAACUGCUUCUGAAGAAGAUUUAUUCAGAGAAAGACUAAGAAAUAUGGGCAAAGCAUCCAGGCGUAAAUUUGCCCAACUAACAAAAGUUUUUACUAGAAGUAGAAAGCGAAGUGGACGCCAAUUAUUGCCACCAACAACUUCUUGCAAUGAUUUAUUAAAUUCUGAAGAAUCAUCUAGGACUCGUAUCUAAUAUCAUAACAUGAAAAUAGAUAUAAUUUAGUAGAAUGAUAUGAAUUGAUAUAAUUGUCACAUACAAUGAUGUGAAUCUCAAACUAUUUUUUAAGCUACAAGAAAUUAUCUCUAAACAUGAUAUUUGUUAAUAAGUAUAAUAGCUUAUAUUAUACA